Acaulospora colombiana is the source of this 399-nucleotide messenger RNA. Lineage: Eukaryota; Fungi; Glomeromycota; Glomeromycetes; Diversisporales; Acaulosporaceae. The record is from the annotation of a GenBank genome assembly.
AUGGAAUUUUUCAAUUCUUUCGGUCUCGGGUGCUCAGCCAAGUCGACCAGUACAGUUUUUGCAGACUAUCUGCCAGUAAUCUCCCUGCAACAUACUUGGCGUCUGACAUUUGCCGGCCAAAAAAUGCUAAGUAAAUCGCCAUUUCCACUAGUUUGGAUACAAAUCCUUCUAGAGGAGAAGGAAUAUGCCACCCUGUGCAGGCACGCCGCAUCCACGAGAGCGUCUGUUUGGUCGCUCGGUGCCUAUUGCAAUUCAAAAACAUUCUUCUCUAGUACAGAUGGAUGGAGAAUGUGGGCCAGCGUUUUGUUUCGCCCGAAAUUAAUGAAUCCUACGCCGAGUGCGGACGGUCAACGCACUAGAAAUGUGGGGUUACAGGUGGUGGAUGGCCCUGUUCCUUAG